GACCAGACAUUGAAAGCGCUAAUGGAUAAGACCUUUGCAUUGAGAAGGCAUGAGGUUAUCCAGGAAUCACCUGUGAUAGCAGACUUCAAAACAAAAUGGCCUGCUCUUUUUAGGACAAAAGAGGUCAGCACAGAGUUUGAGCGGAUUACAACAGUCCCUCUGCUUUCACGGUUCUUUUCGAAGCUGGACCUGCAUGCUGCAAAACUUCUGAAAGUGUUCACCAAAAGAGGAGGAGUCCAAGGACGAAAGAUUAUGCAACUUGUGACUGCCACGACACAGAGUGACAACGUCGAAAUGAAAAGAGAAUCAGUCCUCAGAGCUCUGUGUCUGUACUUGAAUGAAGAUCCGGAUGAUCUUAUUCAUGAAUACAUGGUUUCUGAUGUGGCUGCAAAUCGACAGGAAAUUGAGGAGACUGUCUUGGGAAUCUAUGCAACCAGAGCUCAGGGGGCUGAAGCUAUGACCCUUCCUGUGGAUGUUGGAGUGGUAAUUGAAGGUGUAGUGGUUCUGGAAGACCUUGGCAGUGUGUCUCUUGCUUUUGCGUUGUUGUUUGGGUUAAUUUAUGCCUUAAACUUGAGUUACCCUCCCAAACUUAGAUAUACUUUUGAAGUUGUGCAGAAACUCCUUUUGGAACUCGAUGCAAACAAUCUAUCACGCAAAGCUCAGGCUCUGAAAACAAAACUCUUCAUUGAGUUGUAGGGAUGAUCUUUUGAUGAAGCUAUUGAUUUUGGAAGUAUUAAGCCUAUGUGGCAUGAUGCUAAUUACA
Messenger RNA from Archocentrus centrarchus (flier cichlid), 763 nucleotides. RefSeq lists its product as uncharacterized. The transcript is spliced from 4 exons. The record is from RefSeq and is a predicted model, not a curated record. The coding region runs from base 22 to 696 and encodes 224 amino acids. Lineage: Eukaryota; Metazoa; Chordata; Actinopteri; Cichliformes; Cichlidae.